UAUUUUUCAAGAAAAAAAAGAAGAAAACAGGGGGUCUGCUGAAUUUCAAAUAGUUAGUUUCACCAAUAAGAUACGAAGACUUACUUCACAUUUGGAAUUGCACAAAAAAGACUAUUUAUCUCAGAGGUCUACGUAAAAUUCUAGGAAAACGUCAACGACUGCUAUCUUAUUUAUCAAAGACAAAUAAAAUACGUUAUAAAGAAUUAAUUGGUGAGUUGGAUAUUCGGGAAUCAAAAAAUCGUUAAUUUGCAAAUUUUGAAUUAGUCGAUUUAUUAGAUUUUCAUUUUGAUGUACUUGUUUUCGUUUUCAACAAUUCAUGUAAGAAUGAAUCGAGGAAAAACUUAUGAAUCUAUCAGCUACAGAAAAAGACCUUAUGAUAGUCAAUAUGGGGCCUCACCACCCAUCAAUGCAUGGUGUUCUUCGUCUCAUCGUUACUCUAGAUGGUGAAGAUGUUGUUGACUGUGAACCAAUAUUAGGUUAUUUACACAGAGGAAUGGAAAAAAUUGCGGAAAACCGAACAAUUAUACAAUAUUUGCCUUAUGUAACGCGUUGGGAUUAUUUAGCCACUAUGUUCACGGAAGCAAUAACCGUAAAUGGACCAGAACAGUUGGGGAAUAUUCAAGUCCCUAAAAGGGCCAGCUAUAUCAGAGUAAUUAUGUUGGAGUUGAGUCGUAUAGCUUCUCAUCUAUUAUGGCUUGGACCUUUUAUGGCAGAUAUUGGUGCACAGACCCCCUUUUUCUAUAUUUUCAGAGAAAGAGAAUUAGUAUAUGAUCUAUUCGAAGCUGCCACCGGUAUGAGAAUGAUGCAUAAUUAUUUUCGUAUCGGAGGAGUGGCGGCCGAUCUACCUUACGGCUGGCUAGAUAAAUGUUUGGAUUUCUGUGAUUAUUUUUUAACAGGAAUUGUUGAAUAUCAAAAACUUAUUACGCGAAAUCCUAUUUUUUUAGAACGAGUUGAAGGGAUAGGCGUUAUUGGUGGAGAAGAAGCAAUAAAUUGGGGUUUAUCCGGCCCAAUGCUACGAGCAUCUGGAAUCAAAUGGGAUCUUCGGAAAGUUGAUCAUUAUGAGUGUUACGACGAAUUUGAUUGGGAAAUCCAGUGGCAAAAAGAAGGAGAUUCAUUAGCUCGUUAUUUAGUCCGAAUCAGUGAAAUGACGGAAUCUAUAAAAAUAAUUCAACAGGCCCUGGAAGGAAUUCCGGGUGGUCCCUAUGAGAAUUUAGAAAUCCGAUGCUUUGAUCGAGAAAGGGAUCCAGAAUGGAAUGAUUUUGAAUAUCGAUUCAUUAGUAAAAAACCUUCUCCCACAUUUGAAUUACCGAGACAAGAACUUUAUGCGAGAAUGGAAGCCCCAAAGGGAGAAUUAGGAAUUUUUCUGAUAGGGGAUCAAAGCGGUUUUCCUUGGAGAUGGAAAAUUCGCCCGCCGGGUUUUAUCAAUUUGCAAAUUCUUCCUCAGUUAGUUAAAAGAAUGAAAUUGGCUGAUAUUAUGACGAUACUAGGUAGCAUAGAUAUCAUUAUGGGAGAAGUGGAUCGUUGAAAUGAUAAUUUAUACGACAGAAGUAGAAGAUAUCAAUUCCUUUUACACAUUGGAAUCUUUAAAAGAGGUCUAUGGGAUCAUAUGGAUGUUGGUCCCUAUUUUGACUCUUGUAUUGGGAAUCACAAUAGGUGUACUAGUAAUUGUAUGGUUAGAAAGAGAAAUAUCUGCAGGAAUACAACAACGUAUUGGGCCUGAAUAUGCCGGUCCUUUGGGCAUUCUUCAAGCGCUAGCAGAUGGAACAAAACUGCUUUUCAAAGAAAAUAUUCUUCCAUCUAGAGGCAAUACUCGUUUAUUUAGUAUUGGACCGGCUAUAGCAGUCAUAUCAAUUUUACUAAGUUUUCAGUAAUUCCUUUUAGCUCUCGCCUUAUUUUAGCCGAUCUCAAUAUCGGUAUUUUUUUAUGGAUUGCCAUUUCAAGUAUUGCUCCCGUUGGACUUCUUAUGUCAGGAUACGGAUCAAAUAAUAAAUAUUCCUUUUUAGGUGGUCUGCGAGCUGCUGCUCAAUCGAUUAGUUAUGAAAUACCAUUAACUCUAUGUGUUUUAUCAAUAUCUCUACGUGCGAUUCGUUGAACUAGAAACUUUUAUUUUACCUAUUCCUUUCGUUCUAGAAAAUAAGUUGAGUUGAUAAACUAAAUUAGAUAGUUAUAUAUGAGUGAAAGAAAGCAGCUUAUAAAUUCGCAGUAAAUUAAACAAAAAAAUAGAAUCUCAUUUCCUAUGUACAAAAGUUAAGUGGAAGAAAACGUAAGCGGAAGAAGUCUUUACCCCAAGACGGGUUGAUUAGUCAAUCUAGCUUGAAGCGGGCUCAAAAGAUCAACCGUAUAGAGUUUUCGCUAUCCUUUGUAUGGAUUCCCAUACAUGUAUUGCUAAACAAACGGGGGAUUGAACAAAAAACGAGUGGAUGGUUAGGAACACCAAAAUACAUAAAGGAUUGGUAAUGGAGAUUAUGUAAAUUAUAUAAAAAGAGACUUCUGGAUAACAUAAAAAGAA
Molecule: messenger RNA, 2509 nt
Organism: Gossypium arboreum
Lineage: Eukaryota; Viridiplantae; Streptophyta; Magnoliopsida; Malvales; Malvaceae
Product: NAD(P)H-quinone oxidoreductase subunit H, chloroplastic
Exons: 1
Coding region: 344-1525 (393 amino acids)
Molecular function (GO): quinone binding; NAD binding; NADH dehydrogenase (ubiquinone) activity
Source: RefSeq, a predicted model, not a curated record